Molecule: messenger RNA, 1656 nt
Organism: Daphnia carinata
Lineage: Eukaryota; Metazoa; Arthropoda; Branchiopoda; Diplostraca; Daphniidae
Product: CCA tRNA nucleotidyltransferase 1, mitochondrial-like
Exons: 7
Coding region: 159-1598 (479 amino acids)
Biological process (GO): RNA processing
Molecular function (GO): nucleotidyltransferase activity; RNA binding
Source: RefSeq, a predicted model, not a curated record
ACACAUGAUAUUUCAUUUCUUCAUUUCUAUUUAUCCUAAUUAGAUUUUAAAGGCUGAAGCUCCUAUGUUAACAACCGCGAUAUAAAUAAAAUAAAAAACACAUUAUUUCUGAAAAUUUCUUGUUUCAAGCUACGGUACUUCCCUGUACAGAUAUCUUUAUGUCUACCGGUAAACUAGUUAACGCGUUGUCAUUGAGCUUAAAGCAGGUUAGAAAAUGUGGUAAAUUCAGCACAACACAUAGGACACUUUUCACGGCAAGUUUCAAUCCAAGGAGCAUUUUUCAAUCCAGGACCUGCCAUCCACCACUCUAUUGCUCCCAGCUGCUAAAGCGUCAUUUAUUUACCAUGAAAGUAGAUUCAGAAGAUUUCAAGUCUGUCUUUACGGAUGAACUUGUACAGCUUCAAAAGAUUUUUGAGAAGUAUAACUAUGAAAUACGAUUUGCUGGAGGACUAGUAAGGGAUCUAUUGAUGAAUAUUAAACCCCACGAUUUAGACUUUGCAACCACAGCAACUCCUCAGCAAAUGAAAGAUAUGUUUAACUCAGAGAAUAUCCGAAUGAUCAACCUUACAGGUGAAAAACAUGGAACCAUAACAGUACGCAUCAAUGAUAAAGAAAACUUUGAAAUCACUACUUUAAGAAUUGAUGUAAUCAACCAUGGAAGACAUGCAGAAGUAGAAUUUACCCAAGAUUGGGAACUGGAUGCCAAUAGAAGGGAUCUCACUGUCAAUUCAAUGUUUCUUGGUUUCGAUGGAACUGUAUAUGAUUAUUGCGGUGGCUGGGAUGAUUUGCAGAAACGCCGUGUGGCUUUUGUAGGAGAUGCACGUACAAGGAUUCAGGAAGACUAUCUGAGAAUUCUUCGCUACUUUCGGUUUUGUGCUAGAAUAUCACCUGAUCCUAAUGUGCAUGAGCCUGAUACGGAAGAAGCCAUACGGGAGAAUAUAGAGGGCCUCUCUCGGAUAUCAGGGGAAAGAAUCUGGCUGGAAUUGAAACAAAUUCUAAGCAAUCGUCAUGCCGGAGCUCUUUUAGAAACUAUGCUUCGCCUAGGAAUAGCCCCCCAUAUUGGUCUUGGAGAUAACCUUGAUAUGGAAGAGUUUAGGCUUGUUUUGGAACGCGCAAGAAGUAACAAUAUUCAGCUACAACCCAUCUCGUUGUUUGCCUCUUUACUUGAUUCAGAAGAAGCAGCUGUUACUCUUCAUGAAAGGUUAAAGUAUCCAAAUUUUGACAAAGAACUUUCGUUUUUCAUCGUUCAGUACCGUGAUCUCUUACCUGAGCCUUUAAAACCCCUGAGACCGUAUCAGAUGAUAGUGAUUGACACCAAGCAAAAGAUGAAAGAUGCAAUUUUUAGAGGCGCUGAAUUGCUUCGCUAUCAAGGAAACCUGGAGCUCGCAAAUGAAUUUGAGAAAUGGGUUCCUCCAAGGUUUCCCGUGGGUGGUGCUGACCUGAAAAGUGAAGGAGUUCCAACUGGCAAAGCCAUGAAUAUGGUUAUACAACGGCUACGAAGCAAAUGGAAAGAAAGCGACUUCCAAAUCAGCCAUAAAGAACUAGUUCAAUGCAUCCCAAACGUGAUGGAAGAUCUAGGGCUUAAAGUGCAGAAGUAAUACAUCUUUAAUCUGUAUGUGAAGAAAGUAAAGAAGGAAUUAAACAGUCUAAGCUGUA